AUGUCGGCCAGAUUGUCAACGGCCUCCUGUGCGGUCGGCCGUGUGUGGCGCCCUCGGUUGGCACCUGUGGCAGGAAGGCGCUGCGGCCUGCGCUGUGCGGCAAUGGCAGGCAGCAAUCCAAAGUACUACCUUUUGCACUACACCUACGUGCCAGACAUUCUGGAACGAAGGGACCCAUUCAGGGCCAAGCAUUUGGAACAGGCACAACAAGAAGUGGAGAAAGGGAGAAUCCUCUUGGCUGGAGCUUGUGGAGAUCCUGUGGAUGGUGCAGUUUUUGUAUUCCAGGACAUGAGUCCAGAGGAGAUUGAAGAAUAUGUGAAACGAGACCCCUAUGUUGUGAACGACUUGGUUCCAAGCUGGUCUCUGAAGCCAUACCAUGUUAGCAUUGGCCCGAAAUCCUCACAAUGA
Ostreobium quekettii is the source of this 408-nucleotide messenger RNA. The record is from the annotation of a GenBank genome assembly. NCBI's taxonomy places the organism in Eukaryota, Viridiplantae, Chlorophyta, Ulvophyceae, Bryopsidales, Ostreobiaceae.